AUGGAAUUCCGACAUUCUAUGGGAGUCCGCUGGAGUCCGCCGGAACUCAUGGGGGAGGGUAAAGUACUGCAACUAUCCACCGUCCCAGGGGUGUUGAUGCAGCCUCGCCACCGGUUCGACGCCAAGCUUCCCAGCUUGCCCACAGACGACGCCGAUGACGUUGGGAGUAACAGUAAUGUUUGGGCACCAGAAGAUUCAUCGAGUUACGUUCCCCCGAUAGUGACAACAACUGGAACUGGGGGAUCCUUUUUCCCUCCUUACACCUCCCAAUCGCAAUCACAACCCUCUUCCCCCUUCUCUCAUGCCCCACCACACCAAGGGACAGUAGACGAUUUCGGCAUCCUCCCCCCACACUCAUCAAUCGAUACAGGAGGAGGUGGUGGAGGGAGGUUCACUACGUUCCCCAUAAAGACUCGUGAUAGGGAGGGCGGUGGUGGUGGUGUGGGAUAUACCCUUUGCGACGACCCUAUAUCUCCCAGCUCGAGGUCCCUUCACAACACAACUGCGGAGCCGCCCUCGUUAAACACGAACACACGCCAUGAAAUGGGCGUGUCGUUCUCCAUGUCUGUCACUGAGGCGCUUGGUUUGGGGAGCAAAGAUCAGCUGUGGGCAAGAACGACGAUGAGUGAUGCAACGCCUAUGUCGUCGGCAAUUCAGCCUCUUCCGCCUGGUGCGGCGCCCGCCUCUGUUCCGGAGGGUGUUAAUCCAUGGAGUUUGCCGCCUUUGGGAGGGGCUGGUUCAGGAGGGGGAGUGCUGGGAUUGGGAACACCAGGAACUCUAGGAGUACAAGGGGCACAAGCGGGGAAACAAGGAAGACAUGUGUCGAACCAUUCGAUUGUGUCAGACGACGACGAUGCACUGCUGGCUGGUGGAGGUGCGGCUCCUGGUACUGCUGCUCCAAUCACGACACAGGACGAAGGCGGGGAGAUGGAGAGAGGGCAGAGCCGACACGUCAGGUUCGGUGGUGGGACUGGUCACGAACUUGGUGAAGCGGAGGAGUGGAGGCGGUCAUUGGAGGAGAGAAGGUCGGAUCCGCAUACGAAGGCACCACAAAUCAGGCAGGGGGAGGUUGAUCAUGAUCAAGAAAGAGGUCUACCAGCGGAGAUGACGAUGAUGGCUCUCCCAACAUCUCCUCCAACCUCGAGUAUCAACACUGAUGCCUCUUCUUCUCUCAUCCAAGGCAAACACAUCCCUCCAUCCUCUCCCAACCCACAAGAAACACAAGGGGGAGGGGAAGAUGAACGGGCGUUGAACGCAGCUGUUGUGAGAGAGAUAAGCAGGCAGAUGGAUCAAUUGACGUUUAACCCCCCUUCGACGGCGAGCUUGGAUCCUGAGGGUGAACGUGAAUGUGAGCGUGGUCAAUCGCCGUUCCUUGGUGGUGGUGAUGGGAAUCAACAGCAGCCGAGCAGGGAGCCCUCACCUCUCUUACCCCCUUCUGCACCGUUUGCGAAAUGUGCUGUGUCGCCUCAUCCAUUUGCGGAUUUGAACCCAGGGGGAGGAGGAGGAGGAGGGGGACUAUGUAGAUAA
Laccaria bicolor S238N-H82 is the source of this 1527-nucleotide messenger RNA. RefSeq lists its product as uncharacterized. Lineage: Eukaryota; Fungi; Basidiomycota; Agaricomycetes; Agaricales; Hydnangiaceae. The coding region runs from base 1 to 1527 and encodes 508 amino acids. The transcript is spliced from 4 exons. The record is from RefSeq and is a predicted model, not a curated record.